GUGUCAGCGAGCACUUGACUUCCUCCUCUGGUGAAGUGGGUUUACUUGAAUUUGAAGGAAAGAAAAAAAUGUCUCCACUUUUAAGAAGCGUUAUUGAUAUCGCUGAAGUUUUCAAUCAUUAUGCCUCACAUAGUUGUGAUGGAGCAUCACUAAGCAAGAAAGACCUGAAGAACCUCCUUGAAAGGGAACUCGGAACUGUCCUUCAGAGACCACAUGACCCCGAGACGGUAGACCUGACCCUAGAACUUCUGGAUCGCGACUCCAAUGGGCGUGUUGAUUUCAAUGAAUUCCUCCUGUUCCUUUUCAAGAUUGCUCAAGCUUGCUAUUAUGCUCUUGACCAGGCUGCAAGGCAGGAUGAGAAGACAGCCCUGCCUAGGGAAAAGAGGAACCUGUCACAAGAUCGCAGGCAAGAAGACCAAAGGAGAUUCGAGCACCAGGAUGAAGAACCAGGGCGCCGAAGCCGGCAGAAGAGACAUGAACAGGAGGAGCGUGCUGAGGAGCUGAGGAAGAGGCAGGAGAGACUGGAGCAACGCUGCGACGAAGAGCCCAGGCUGCAAAGACGAGAACUGCAAGAACUGGAGGAGCGCCUUGCAGAGAAAGAGCCGCUAAGCUGGAGCCAGGGUCCUGAUGCUGAGGAGUUUUCUGAGGAAGAGGAACAGCAGAGGCGAGAGAGGAAAGAACUCAGGAGCGAGGACCACACCGAAGAGAGACGGCUGCAGGAGCGCGGGCGAAGAGAGCUAAGAGAACCCCAGCGGAGGCGCGAAACCCAGUUGAGGCGCACGCAGGAGUUGGUGCCCGAGGAGGACGAGCAGACGCAGCUCCAGGAGUCCGACGAGAGCUUCACGCAGAGGUGGCAGCGGCAGCUCGAAAGGGAGGCAGAAGCCCGUCAGAACAAAGUCUACUCCAGGCCUCGCAGACAGGAGCCGGAAAGGCGUCAGCUCGGGGAGCAGGAGCAGCGCCGCGACCUCCGCCCGCAGCGUCCCGCUGAGGAGGAGCACCUGGAGCAAGAGCAGCAGUUCCGCAAGCGGGAGGAGCAGCGCUUCCGGGAGGAUGAGCUGCAGCGAGCCCAGCUCCAGGACAGCCUCCUAGAGGAACGCCUGAGGCGUCGUCAGGUGGAGCGCCGGGACCAAAACAGGAGCCGGCAACUGCAGGAAGAAAGCCAGAGGCGCCACACGUUGUACACCAAACCCAGCCAGAGGCAGCAGAGGGAGGAAGAGCUACGUGAGGAGCGGCUGCUGCAAGAAGUGGAGCAGCAGCGCCAGCAGAGGGGGAGGAGAUAUCGCCAGGAGGAUGAACGGCUGCAGCGGGAGGAAGAGCGGUUGCAGAAGGAAAGGAGACACCUGCAGGAGGAAAGGCAGUAUCAAGAGGAGGACCUGCAGCAGGAGGAAGAGCGGCUGAAGCAGCAGGAAGAGCGGCUGCGGAGAGAAAGGAGAAGCCUGCAGCGGGAGAGGCAGUGUCACGUGGAGGACGAGGCGCAGCGGGAGGAAGAGCAACUGCAGCAGGCGGAAGAGCAUCUGCAGCGGGAGGAAGAGCGGCUGAGGAAGGAAAGGAGACUCCUGCAGCAGGAGAGGCAGUAUCAAGAGGAAGAACUGCAGCAGGAGGAAGAGCUUCUGCAGCGGGAGGAAGAGCGGCUGCGGAAGGAAAGGAGACUCCUGCAGCAGGAGAGGCAGUAUCAAGAGGAAGAACUGCAGCAGGAGGAAGAGCAUCUGCAGCGGGAGGAAGAGCGGCUGAGGAAGGAAAGGAGACUCUUGCAGCAGGAGAGGCAGUAUCAAGAGGAGGACCUGCAGCAGCUGCGGGCUGAAGAUCAGCGUAGGGAUCUGAAAUGGCAGUGGCAACCAGAGAAAGAAAAUCAAGUUCGCAGUCACAGGCUCUUCUCCAAGCGCAGGGAGGAUGAAGAAAAGAUCCGGCAGCUGGAUGAUUCUCUGGAGCAAGAGAGACGGUUACGUCAGGAUCGGCGGUCCCUGCAAGACGAAGCGGAAGAGAAGAGAGAGUUGGAGCAGGAGAGGAGGCGCCGACAGCAGCGCGACCGGCAGUUCCUAGCAGAAGAGGAGCUGCAGCGAGAGCACCAAAGGGAAGCCAAAAGACGAGAUGAGACCUUCCAGGAGGAAGAGCAGCUCCUGAGAGACUCGAGAAGACGGCCAGAGGAGAGGGAUAGGAAGUUCCUUGAGGAGGAAAAGCACCUGCGGAAGGAACGGGAAGAACUGAGGCGGCGGCAAGAACAAGAGAGACAAUUCCAGGAGGAAGAGGAGCUGCACCUCCAAGAACGCGAGGAAGAACUUCAGCAGGAGCGCAACAGAAAAUCCUGUGAGGAACACAAGCGCCGCCAGCAGCGUGAAGAAGAGCGCCGCCAGGAGCGUGACAGAAGUUUCCACCAGGAACAAGAGCGCCGCCAGGAGCGUGACAGAGGUUUCCGCCAGGAACAAGAGCGCCGCCAGGAGCGUGACAGAGGUUUCCGCCAGGAACAAGAGCGCCGCCAGGAGCGUGACAGAGGUUUCCGCCAGGAACAAGAGCGCCGCCAGGAGCGUGACAGAAGUUUCCGCCAGGAAGAAGAGCGCCGCCAGCAACUCGAGGAAGAGCAGCUGAGACGCCAGGAACGUAACAGAAAAUUCCACGAGGAAGAAGAGCGCCGCCAGGAACGUGGCAGAAGAUUCCAAGAGGAAGAAGAGCGCCGCCAGGAGCUCGAGGAAAAGCAGCUGCGAGACCGAAAGUUGAGGGUAGAGGAGCAACUUCGCAGGGAGCGCGAGGGAGAGCUGCGGCGCCGACAGGAAUGUGACAGAAAAUUCCGCCGAGAACAAGACUUCCGCCAGGAACUGGAAGAAGAGCAGUCGAGGGAUAGAAAGUUCCGCCGGGAACAAGAGCUCAGGCGUGACAGACAAUUCCAAGAGGAAAAAGAGCGCCUCCAGGAGCGUGAAGAAGAGCAGCUGAGGGAUAGAAAGUUCCGCCGAGAACCAGAGCUCAGGCGCGACAGAAAAUUCCGUGAGGAAGAAGAGCGCCUCCAGGAACUCGAGGAAGAGCAGCUGAGACGUCAGGAACGUAACAGAAAAUUCCAAGAGGAAGAAGAGCGCCGCCAGGAGCGUAAGGAAGAGCAACUGAGGGAUAGAAAGUUCCGCCGAGAACCAGAGCUCAGGCGCGACAGAAAAUUCCGUGAGGAAGAAGAGCGCCUCCAGGAACUCGAGGAAGAGCAGCUGAGACGUCAGGAACGUAACAGAAAAUUCCAAGAGGAAGAAGAGCGCCGCCAGGAGCGUAAGGAAGAGCAGCUGCGAGACCGAAAGUUAAGGGUGGAGGAGCAACUUAUUAGGGAGCGUGAAGAAGAGCUGCGGCGGCGCCCACAGGAAUGUGACAGAAAAUUCCGCCGAGAACCAGAGCUCAGGCGCGACAGAAAAUUCCGAGAGGAAGAAGAGCGCCUCCAGGAACUCGAAGAAGAGCAGCAGAGACGUCAGGAACGUAACAGAAAAUUCCGUGAGGAACAAGAGCGCCGCCAGGAACUUGAAGAGCAACUGAGACGCCAGGAACGUGGCAGGAAAUUCCAGGAGAAACAAGAGCGCCGCCAGGAACUCGAGGAAGAGCUGAGACGCCAGGAACGUGGCAGGAAAUUCCACGAGGAAGAAGAGCGCCGCCAGGAACUCGAAGAGCAGCUGAGACGCCAGGAACGUGGCAGGAAAUUCCAGGAGGAAGAAGAGCGCCGCCAGGAACUUGAAGAGGAGCUGAGGCGCCAGGAACGUGGCAGAAAAUUCCACGAGGAAGAAGAGCGCCACCAGGAACUGGAGAAAGAGCCGCUGAGACGCCAGGAACGUGGCAGGAAAUUCCACGAGGAAGAAGAGCGCCGCCAGGAACUCGAAGAGCCGCUGAGACGCCAGGAACGUGGCAGGAAAUUCCAGGAGGAACAAGAGCGCCGCCAGGAACUCGAGGAAGAGCUGAGACGCCAGGAACGUGGCAGGAAAUUCCACGAGGAAGAAGAGCGCCGCCAGGAACUCGAAGAGCAGCUGAGACGCCAGGAACGUGGCAGGAAAUUCCAGGAGGAAGAAGAGCGCCGCCAGGAACUUGAAGAGGAGCUGAGGCGCCAGGAACGUGGCAGAAAAUUCCACGAAGAAGAAGAGCGCCACCAGGAACUGGAGAAAGAGCCGCUGAGACGCCAGGAACGUGGCAGGAAAUUCCAGGAGGAAGAAGAGCGCCGCCAGGAACUUGAAGAGGAGCUGAGGCGCCAGGAACGUGGCAGAAAAUUCCACGAGGAACAAGAUCGCCGCCAGGAACUUGAAGAGCAGCUGAGACGCCAGGAACGCGCCAGGAAAUUCCAUGAGGAAGAAGAGCGCCGCCAGGAGCGAGACCGAAGAUUCCGCGGAGAACCAGAGCUCCGGAAAGAAAGGGAGGAGCAACAGCUUUGCCAAGAGCGUGACAGGAAAUUCCAGGAGGAGAAGCAGCUGCGCCAGGAACGUGAGGAACUGCAGUUGCGGAGGCAGAAACGAGAUGGUCAGUACCUAGCUGAGGAUCAGUUUGCCAGGGAUAAGAUUCGUCGUCAGGAACAGGAACAGCAUCAAAAAGAGGAACAACUACGUCGCCAAGAGCGGGAGAGAAAAUUCAAAGAAGAGCAGAUCCGUCGGCAGGCAGAGCAGAGGCGCCGCCAAAUCCUGGAGAGUGGCGCGCGCCAGUUUGCCAAUGUCCCAGUGCGUUCCAGCCCUCUCUAUGAGUACAUCCAAGAGCAGAGGUCUCAAUACCGCCCUUAAAGGAUGCUGCCAACGUCCUGGCAGCAGCCAAAUCUUUUUUUUCUUUUUCAAGCAAAAGAAAAUGAGAAACACUGGGUAUCAAAUGAUAACUCAUGUGUUUCUGGUUGUGGGAAAACUCUAUAUAAUCUUAGAAUGUCUUUUCCAGAAUCUUAAACUAUACCUAUUUCAUUUCUUUCUACUCCUGUCUUUCAUUCUGCCUCGGAUCUUUAUUGCAAGAUGUCUUUGUUCUUUAGUGCAGAUAUGGUGUGCACUUUUAAAAAGAAGUCAUUUAAUUUUUUUAAAGGAAUUUUGUUUGAGGAGCACAUUGAUUUAUUGCCUUCAUAAAUAAGAAUAAUGUAGCAAUUUGAUAUUCAAAAUAAUUGAGCCACUAUUUUUAGUGGUGGAUCAUCUUGUUGGGAGCUCUCAUUUUAUAAGUUUAAGUUGGCUUUUUCUUUGGCCUAAAUUUCAUUUGUAUUCUCCUCCAAACAGUUUUCUUGAUUUUUGUUGCGUAAUUUUGCCAGCCCUCAAAUAAUGCAGGGGAAUGAUUUAUGCAGAAAAAUACCAUGUGAAAUCAGUUCAUAACUGAAAGAAAUAUCUGUUAAGAGAAAGACUUGGACAGGAAAUUAGAAUUUGGCAUUGUAUUUUUAUACUUAGCACCACUAAAAAUUUCAUGAAGCAAAAGCAAGGUGUUUCUCAAACAACUCAAAUUUAAAACUGCUGUAAUUUGUAGAGCUCUGUUCUAUUUCCCCAAGUUUUGUUGGGUUUUAGAAUAUUAUUACUUUUGUACAUUUUGGUUUAGAGGGAAUCUAUUCAAGGCCCUGUACACAUCUGUCUUGUUUGGGUCCAACAAGAGUUCAGAGUGAUGGAAGAAGGAAAGGGGAAAAUGUAUGAACAGAGGACAAAUUUCUAGAGGUCUCUAGACUUAUCAGCCCACAAUUAUUUGAGGCUUUAUACUACCUUAAAGACAUUCUUGUUGAAAAAAAAUGGACUGUAGAAAAUCAAUAAAUGUUUGGCAAAUAAUUA
Messenger RNA from Peromyscus leucopus (white-footed mouse), 5723 nucleotides. RefSeq names its product trichohyalin (gene Tchh). The record is from RefSeq and is a predicted model, not a curated record. The transcript has 3 exons. NCBI's taxonomy places the organism in Eukaryota, Metazoa, Chordata, Mammalia, Rodentia, Cricetidae. Gene Ontology annotation, molecular function: transition metal ion binding; calcium ion binding; DNA-binding transcription factor activity. Gene Ontology annotation, cellular component: nucleus. Bases 69 to 4721 code for a protein of 1550 amino acids. Gene Ontology annotation, biological process: intermediate filament organization; regulation of DNA-templated transcription.